Molecule: messenger RNA, 1983 nt
Organism: Cucurbita moschata (crookneck pumpkin)
Lineage: Eukaryota; Viridiplantae; Streptophyta; Magnoliopsida; Cucurbitales; Cucurbitaceae
Product: pentatricopeptide repeat-containing protein At3g59040
Exons: 7
Coding region: 133-1860 (575 amino acids)
Molecular function (GO): protein binding
Source: RefSeq, a predicted model, not a curated record
AUAAAUGGAUAAGAUAUUAAACAGACCCUCUGCAACUGCGCGCUCUGAGAAAAAAAUAUCAAACGCCGGAAGGACGAAGGCGGAGCUCCGGUCGCAUCAUAGCCAUUUUUGCCGAAACUAGAGCUUUCUCAGAUGCCUCAAGCUCUGAUUCUGAAGCCAGUUAUAUCCGUUCCUCUUCCCAAUUGGAGUAAAUCGCAAGCACGCAGACAUUCUAUUAGUUCGAAUGUUAAUGUACGUGGAAGAUUGGUGGUUACCUGUAUGGGUAUGUUGACACCAAGGAAGUUCUUACAGAAAAGGAAGAAGUUGGAAGUAUUUAAGGAUGCAGCGGACGAGGCAGAGCAGAAGAAUUGGAGGAAACUGAUGAAUGAAAUAGAGGAGACAGGCUCUGCUGUUUCUGUGCUGAAAAGUGGAAGGAUAAAAAAUGAGGCUAUUCAGAAGGAUUUAGUGUUGGGCACCUUGGUUAGAUUUAAACAGCUAAAGAAAUGGAACAUUGUCAGUGAGAUUCUCGAAUGGCUCCGGACCCAGAGCUGGUGGAACUUUAGUGAAAUGGAUUAUUUGAUGCUUAUUACAGCUUAUGGAAAGCUAGGGGAGUUCAAUCGUGCAGAAAAAGUUUUAAACUUGAUGAAUAAGAAGGGUUAUGCACCAAACGUGAUCUCUCAUACUGCUCUUAUGGAAGCAUAUGGAAGAGGUGGCAGGUAUAAUAAUGCUGAAGCAAUCUUUAGAAGGAUGCAAUCCGGUGGUCCUGAACCUUCUGCAUUGACAUAUCAAAUUAUGCUAAAAACUUUUGUUGAGGGAUGUAAAUUCAAGGAAGCUGAAGAACUCUUUGACUCCCUCUUGAACAAGGAAGGGCAAGUAUUGAAGCCAGACCAAAAGAUGUUCCACAUGAUGAUUUAUAUGUUCAAGAAGGCUGGGAAUUACGAAAAGGCUCGUAAAUUAUUUUCUGAAAUGGCAGCACGAGGAGUUCCACAAUCUACAAUUACUUAUAAUAGUUUGAUGUCGUUUGAAACCAACUACAAGGAGGUCUCGAGGAUUUAUGAUCAGAUGCAAAGAGCUGGACUCCAACCAGAUGUUGUCAGCUAUGCUUUACUCAUUGGUGCUUAUGGUAAAGCUAGAAGAGAGGAAGAAGCACUAGCAGUUUUUGAGGAAAUGCUUGAUGCUGGUGUCAGACCAACUCGCAAAGCUUAUAAUAUUUUGCUUGAUGCAUUUGCAAUCUCUGGGAUGGUCGAGCAAGCUAAGAUUGUGUUCAAGAGUAUGAGAAGAGACAGAUGCAGUCCAGAUAUAUGCUCAUAUACAACCAUGUUAUCAGCUUAUGUUAAUGCAUCUGACAUGGAAGGAGCCGAAAUUUUUUUCAGACAACUGAAACAGGACGGUUUUCGACCCAAUGUCGUUACUUAUGGUACAUUGAUCAAAGGGUAUGCUAAAAUAAAUAAUCUUGACAAGAUGCUUAAAAAAUAUGAAGAAAUGAAGCUCAAUGGAAUAAGAGUGAAUCAGAUGAUUUUGACGACGAUCAUGGAUGCAUUUGGAAAAAACAAGGAUUUUGGCAGUGCUGUUAUUUGGUUCAAGGAAAUUGAAUCGUGUGGCGUUCGACCUGAUCAAAAAGCGAAAAAUAUCCUGUUAUCUUUGGCGAACACAGCCGAAGAGCUCGAUGAAGCUAAUCAACUCGUAGGAUAUCCAAAUCAAAGUAGCGAUGCAGAAAGAGCAGGUAAGUUUUCUAGGUCUAUGGAGGACGAGGACGAGGAAGACAAUGAAUUGGAUUAUGCUGAUGAUGUAAUUCAUCACAAUAACCAAAGAGAUGAGAAAAUUAUUUUGAAUGGCAUUCACCAACAAAACUUGGAGGGUUUAUGUGCUAAGAUCUGUUAAUGUUAUAUAUUUGUUUACUCUAUGUUGGUAUAUUGUAAUACAAAAUUCACUUAGCUGGAGAAAUCUAAGUCCUUUCUCAAAUCACAACCUAGCUGGUAUACAACUGUGGAACUUUGAUGCCCA